GUUUUUCCAGCUCGACCAGAGACUUCCAUCCCAGACUGGCAGAGAGGAAGCGGGAUCAGGACCCGGAAACGAAGAGCGAAGUGUGUUGGAGCCCAGAGAGGAGACGGAUUCGGCAACAGGUACCAGAGAUCCGGGGUUCUGGGUCAAGGCAGGGUUCGGUGGGACGGGUUCGGAUCCACAGAGAGAGGGGUGAGGAUAUGGAUCCCCAAAAAGAGGUGGUGGACCGGCUACGGUCAGCCUUCCGGUCCGGAGUCACACUUCCAGUAGAGUUCCGGAGAUCCCAGCUGAAGCAGCUCAUGUCCAUGAUGAGAGACAACGAGGAGCAGAUUAUAGAUGCUCUGCACCAAGACCUGGCCAAGCCAAAGUUUGAGACCAUCCUGGCUGAGAUUGAAAUAAUAACCAACGAGCUGCAUCAUGCCAUCUCCAACAUCAGCAGCUGGAUGCAGCCGGAGUACGCAGCCACAAACCUGGCCACAAAGUUUGAUGAUUGUUCCAUUCGGAGGGAACCUUUAGGAGUAGUUCUGAUUAUUGGGCCGUGGAAUUACCCCCUACAGCUGCUGAUACUGCCCAUGGUCGGGGCCAUCGCUGCAGGAAACUGUGUGGUCAUCAAACCUUCAGAGGUCAGCCCGGCCACCGACAGUCUGGUUGCUGAGCUCAUCCCAAAGUACCUGUCCCAGGACUGUUAUGCAGUGAUUCGUGGUGGAGCAGAGGAGACCAAGGCCCUCCUGGAGAUCAGGUUUGACCACAUCUUCUACACAGGAUCUCAGGCUGUGGCCCGGACCGUGGUGCAGGCGGCCUCAGUCCACCUGACCCCAGUGACGUUGGAGCUGGGUGGGAAGUGUCCCUGCCUCAUAUACGGUCACGUGAACAUAGCCAUUGCUGCUCGCCGCCUGGUCUGGUCCAAGUUCUUUAAUGCCGGCCAGAGCUGCGUGGCCCCGGACUACGUGGUGUGCUCCACGGCUACCAGAGACGCCCUGCUGCCGUUAAUCCGCCAGGUUCUGGAGGACUUCUACAGCACCGAGCCACAGAAGAGUCCUGACCUGGCCCGCAUCGUGUCGCCCCGACACUGGACCCGACUGAUGGGACUGCUGGGAAAGACCAGAGGAAAGGUUGUAGUGGGAGGAGAGUCCAACCAGGAGGACAAGUACAUCGCUCCCACAGUAGUGGUGGACGUGGCUGAGGAUGAUGCCCUGAUGAAAGAGGAGAUCUUCGGCCCCCUCCUGCCCAUCCUCACCGCAGAGUCUGUUGAGAAAGGCAUCGAGCUGGUGAACAGAAAAGAAAAGCCUCUGGCUCUCUACGUGUUCUCUGAUGAAUCCUCGGUGGUGAAGACAGUGAUGGAGAAGACCAGCAGCGGAGGAUUCUGUGCCAACGAUGGAAUCAUCCACAUGACUCUUCCUAGUCUGCCAUUUGGAGGUGUCGGAGCCAGCGGUUGGGGCAGCUACCACGGGCGCUGGGGCUUCGAGGCGUUCAGCCACCGGAAGUCCUGCAUGCUGCGUGGGUGGGCUUUGGAGAGACUCAACGGCCUGCGAUAUCCACCCUACACUGAGAACAAGCUGACGUGGCUGCGCUGGACCACCUCUCCCAAUGCUAGCUGCUCAAUGAUGUGAAUCCAGGCGGGGAAUGUGUGUCAGUGUGUGUGUUUUACUGUUUUCCUCUGGUCUGAAAGUGACCUCUACAUCUGAGAAAGUUUACUGUUGUUUUCCUCAUCCAGCUGUAAGGUGUGAAGGUGUGUCCAUAAACCACGAGUGUGUCCAUAAACCACGAGUUUGUGAAGAAUAAACACUUUUAUA
Molecule: messenger RNA, 1790 nt
Organism: Melanotaenia boesemani (Boeseman's rainbowfish)
Lineage: Eukaryota; Metazoa; Chordata; Actinopteri; Atheriniformes; Melanotaeniidae
Gene: aldh3b1
Product: aldehyde dehydrogenase 3 family, member B1
Exons: 10
Coding region: 198-1607 (469 amino acids)
Biological process (GO): aldehyde metabolic process
Cellular component (GO): cytoplasm
Molecular function (GO): aldehyde dehydrogenase (NAD+) activity
Source: RefSeq, a predicted model, not a curated record